Sitodiplosis mosellana (orange wheat blossom midge) is the source of this 2251-nucleotide messenger RNA. Its product is annotated as tRNA (cytosine(72)-C(5))-methyltransferase NSUN6. The record is from RefSeq and is a predicted model, not a curated record. Gene Ontology annotation, molecular function: methyltransferase activity; RNA binding. Gene Ontology annotation, biological process: RNA methylation. The coding region runs from base 320 to 1462 and encodes 380 amino acids. The transcript has 8 exons. NCBI's taxonomy places the organism in Eukaryota, Metazoa, Arthropoda, Insecta, Diptera, Cecidomyiidae.
AUUCGGCUAUUUAAUUGAAAUCAAAUUAAGAUAUUAGAAAAUAUUGAAGAAUUGUACACUUCGGUUUGACGAGACCAACAAAUCACUCAAUACUAACGUAUGGCCGCAUGAUAAUUUUUUGGCUACAGCGAAGAAUUUAACGGGACCACAAAUUGAAAAACUAGUGAAAUGGCUUCAGGUGGCGCCAAAAACAACCACAAUUCGUGUGAAUUUACUACAUACCUCUACUGAUAAUGUCAUAUCAUAUAUAUUGGAAACUCUUGAAAAAUGCGACUUGCCUGGUUUGCCUAUAGUUCAACGCUUACCAGACAUACCAGAGAUGAUUAUCAUACAUAGCAUUGACAAAAAUUUAAUUAAUAGACUACCAAAAUCUGGAUAUAAAGAAAUUAUAGUUGAUGUAUGUUGUGCUGCGGCUGUUUUGCGUGGAGCUCAUAUAUAUUGUCCCGGCAUUUUAGCCAUGCAAUCGAACACUAAAUUAGACGAAAUGGUCAAUAUCUUCGCGGAUGUUGAAGGAGCAUGCAGAAAAGGGACAAAUAUAGUUUAUUCGUCCAAAUCAAAACUGUUUGUAGGCAUUGGACAGGUGAAAAUGCAAAGAUUUCAAUUGUUUAGAAGUGAAUCAAAAGGAAUUGCUGUUCGUGUGCAUGAGACCGUCUCGUGCGUUCCUUCUAUUGGGAGUGAUUAUCUUGUGAAUCAACAAAGUUUACUGCAGAACUUUCCUUCGAUCGUUUGCAGCCGAGUGCUGAGCCCAAAACCGAAUGAAAUUAUUUUGGAUAUGUGCGCAUCACCUGGAAACAAAACUACACAUAUUGCACAAUUAAUGCAGGACACUGGACUUUUGAUUGCUUUAGAUAAGUCAAAGAGUCGUGUAGCUGUACUUAAAGAGAAUAUACAACGAUUUAAAUUGAAAUCUGUUCAUGUUCAUGCUUAUGACGCAACAAAAGCCCUUUCGAAACUUUGCAAAGACAAUUGGUUACCACCAUUUACGGAAGAGAGUUUUGACAGAAUUUUAUUGGAUGCGCCAUGCAGUGGUAUGGGGAAUCGGCCCGUGCUAGCUACAAAAAUGAGUCCGAAUAUUUUAUCAUCUUUUCCUAAAUUGCAAAAAAAAUUACUCGACACUGCGGUGAAAUUAUUGAAAAUUAAUGGAACUUUGGUCUACAGCACAUGUUCAGUUAUGGAAGCUGAAAAUGAGCUCAACGUUGCAUAUAUUUUGGAAAAAUAUGGACCACAAAUAGAAUUAGAAACUGCAAAUCCUUUGUUUGGAAGAAAAGGGUUACCGAAUACGGGUCUAAGUGAUUUGCAACGCGCAAUGGUACAACGCUUUGGACCUGAUCUGGAAGACUUGGAAAAUCAAGAUACCUUCAUAGAUUCAACAGGUCUCGACGUGAACUGUAAAUUUAAAACUACCAAAAGGGAUUUAUUCAGAUUGGGUGUAAAACUUCUCUUGAAUUUAUCACCCCUUUAAUGAAUUGAACGAUGGAUUUGCAGUCAUUUAGGUCGACCUACAUUGUUUGACGCUUCAUCGGGCCUUUCAUUUUUCGCACUCAUUUCCAAUUUAUAAUAUGACUCCAUUAUGAAGAAUCUGAAUUUGAUGAACAUGCGUUCAAGACUGUUUGGCACCGCGAUAUGCCGCAGCAAAGUGCAUUCUCACCAAAGGUGUGUAUUGCAUGAAUUCAAUAAUUUUAUUUGUGAAUUUGCAGGGCACUGUCUUUUAUUUGGGGGACCGAUCCACUUGGCGCUACUACAACAAGUCCCUUGGAAUCAAGCAGUUCAGCAGAAUGAUCAACAUUAAGCAUCCACCGCAAGGGGGAAACUACUACUACCGCAUAAUUCAUAUUAAUACAAUCUAGUACCACACCAAUUCUGAUAAAUUCCAAAAAAUUCUGCGCAAUUCAAUACAAUUCCAAUCAAUUCCGAUGUUUCUAAGUCAAAUUUGAUGAUAAUCAACUUCAAAAAUUGCAAAUAUAGGGUCAUUAAGCAUCUCAAAGGAAUGCUUAAGCGCAUAGAUGUUCAAUCUUAUCGAAAUAACUUCAGAUAGGGCGUUUUUAAUUGUACAUCUUCAAAUUCAAUAUUUCACUUCAAAUAGGUAAAGGCUUUAUGAUUCAGAGCUAGAAUUGAGUCUUGUAGAUCAAACCAAGUCAAAUAUGUUCUGGAAGUAAAAAUCUUCAAUAUGCAUUCAAAUGAAUGGUAAAUGUCCCUAUAUUUGCGAUAUUUUGAGUUGAUCAUCACCAAAUUUGACCAAGGAACAUCGGAA